CGUAACUAACUUGGCAAGUAAGCAAGUCAGAAGCAGCCGGCCAACCGAACAGGUCACUUCACGCCAUUAUCUUCUUCUUCGCAAUCGCAAGGACUCUCACCGGAGCUCGAGCAAGAUUGGCAGGUAGAGGUCCUGCCGCCUGUUUCUGAUCCUCCCAAGAAUUCGACGCUGGUAGCUCUCAGGAUGUACGCCGAAUUCCUGACGAAAGCGCUCACGGUGCUGUUCGGGUAUGCCUUGCCGGCGUUGGAGUGCUUCAAGGCGAUCGAGCAGCGGCCUGGCCGGACAGACCAGCUUCGGUUCUGGUGCCAGUACUGGAUCAUACUAGUCAUCCUACUCAUAUUCGAUGACAUCGCUGGCGUCCUGACCUCCAAGAUUCCAAUGUACUCCGAACUCAAGCUGGCUUUCCUCGUCUACCUGUGGUACCCCCAGACAAGGGGGACUGACAUCGUGUACGAGACCUUCCUGCGGCCGCUGGUGAUGCAGUACGAACCCAACAUCGAGGAGCGGCUGCGCUACCUGCGUGCCAACGCCGGCGACAUCCUCAUCUUCUACCUCAAGAACUUCACCGAGAGGGGCUACGAUCUCUUCCUCCGAGCGAUGGAAUACAUCAGGUCCCAGGCGUCACGAGGCUCAAGAACGAGGCGGUGGUUCUCGUUCGGAGGCGACCGGGCAGAGAGGCCAGUCUAUGUUGAUGACUACGUCGCCGGCGGUGGCGAUCGGAGGAGCACGGCGAGGCACCGGCGACACCGCGACGAUUACUAGCCCGCGCGCCAUAGGAUAUACUGAUCAGGUGCACAGAAUUGGAGACUAGCCGAUUUUAGGAGUGACAAAAAAAAAACCCAAACAAAACAAAAGAUGUUGUA
Messenger RNA from Oryza brachyantha (malo sina), 863 nucleotides. Its product is annotated as putative HVA22-like protein g. NCBI's taxonomy places the organism in Eukaryota, Viridiplantae, Streptophyta, Magnoliopsida, Poales, Poaceae. The transcript is spliced from 6 exons. The record is from RefSeq and is a predicted model, not a curated record. The coding region runs from base 184 to 762 and encodes 192 amino acids.